This is a messenger RNA of Symbiodinium sp. CCMP2592, 6003 nucleotides long. The record is from the annotation of a GenBank genome assembly. Lineage: Eukaryota; Dinophyceae; Suessiales; Symbiodiniaceae.
AUGGGGAAGGCUUCGAGGAAAGAGCUCAAGCAUCUCACGGCCGUUCUCUCAGGCCUCGGGCGAAGCCUGAGAUGGCCGGAGGCCCUGCGGCUCUUCCGGAGGAACCAGGAUCGUGGCCGUGGGGACACCGCCCUUUGCAACUCUGUCAUUCGUGCACUCGGAGAAGGAGGCUGCUGGGAGCAGGCACAGCAGGUCUUUGCAGAAAUGCAGAGAGGCAUUGCGCCUCCUCCCGACAUCAUCAGCAUCACGAGCUUGAUCACUGCUUGCGAAAAAGGUCGCAGAUGGCAGCACGCAGUCCGUUUGGUGGCUCACGAGCUGAGCGGAGGAAGCUUCGCCGGCUCGAGCCUCUGCAGCGCUUUGGUCAGCGCCUGUGCGGCCUGCCAUCAAUGGGAACAGGUCCUGGAAGGCCUUCGAGCGAUGCGCGGCCGGGACUGGUUGCCAUCUCCUGUAGCCAUCUCCGCCGCGCUGGCCGCCUGCUCCCGCUCCUUGCACUGGCAGAUGGCUUUGGAUCUCCACGAGGCAUACAAACUGGAUGGAGGACCGGCCAACGAGGCAGUGUACGGGGCUGCUGUUCACGCCGCCGGACUUGGCCACCAGUGGCAAGCUGCAUUGCUUCUUCAGAGAGAGAUGAUGUCUCUGUCCUGCCGGCCAAAUCUCGUGGUCAAGAACUCGCUGCUCAGCUCGCUCGCAAAGCUCGGGCACUGGCAGCUGGCCAUGUGCGUCUUUGGAGAGUUGGGCCCUUCCCAGCCGGAUGUGAUAUCUUUCAACACGGCCAUGUCCGCCUGUGAGAGAGGAUGGAUGUGGACGGCAGCGCUGCAGCUGUUUGCUCGCAUGCGCAAGGACCGGGUAAAGAUCACCAGCGUCAGUUGCAACGCGCUUCUCUCGGCGUUGGAGAAGGGCCAGCAGUGGUCGCAGGCCAUCAGCUUCUUAGACCGCAUGCAGCGGCGGCGCCUACACAACCAGGUAUCUUUCAACUGCGCGGCUUCAGCCUGUGAGAAGGCAUUGCGAUGGCGGACCGCGCUGCUUCUCCGAGGCCCCCGCCCGGAUGCAGUGGCAGUGGCUGUGUCCAUCAGCGCCUGCGAGAAAGGCCUCGCCUGGAAGCAGGCGUUGGGUCUGCUGAACAAUGCGAGGAUCGAUGGCACAGCAGACGUUGCCAGCUACAUUGCCGCAUUGGGCGCCGCAGAGAAGGCUCAGAGGUGGCCUCAUGCCCUUUGCGUGCUCCAACAGAUGAGGGACAGCCAAUUGAGUUUGGACGCAGCUUCGCUUAGCGCAGCCGUAAAGGCCAGCGGUCGUAGCCUGCGCUGGCAGCUGGCACUCCAGGUCCUACGAACCGGGCAUGUGCACAUGGACGGGCCGGAACCCGACAUGGCGUUCUGUGCCGCAAUCGGGGCUUUGGGUGGCUGCGGCCAGUGGGAGCUGGCCCUGCACCUGCUGACGGAGCUGGCUGCGAGAGGGCUGCGUGCCAAUGAAGCCUCGUUGGGUGCGGUCCUGGACGGAUGCCAAAGAGCUCGUCAAUGGCAGAGAGCCCUGGCCUUCCACGGCGGCGUGGGCUUGCUGGGUGGCAUGGCUGCUGCCGUGGCCUCGGAGCGAAGUGCAGGCCCACACCCGGCUGCUGCCACCCGGAGGCUGCUGGCCCAACAGCUCUGGAGCUUCCUGCUCAACGACGCGCUCUGGCCAGCUGGCCUCCCCGGGAGGAGUGCCGCAGCUUCGGAGGUGCCGCGGGCAAUGCUAGCUUCGGAGCGAGUGUGCUCUGUGGCAGCCAUCGCCAGCAGCGAAGAAUUCCAGGCAGGUGCAGCAGCGGUCUUAGCCACUAAGCAGGCCUACUCGCCGCUUCUUGCAAGGUUGAUGGUAUGCCGAAGCCUCCCUGCAACAGGCUCUUUGCAGGUGGCACACGAUGCCUGGCUGCGCCUUGCAGAUGGCUUUGGGCCGUGGCGGGGCAAGACGGCCCUGACGGAGCUGGAUGACGGGGUAUUCAACAAGGAAGCAUUGACUCGUUCAGUUGGAUCCACCAUUUCAAUCGUGCCUGCCCAGCCUGCCCACUCCACGAUGCAGCGCGCAUCCCACUUCGGCAGGCGCCAUGCGGCCCGAGCCGGUCUCCUUGCGGCGGCCAUCCUUUGGCUGAGCGCAUGCAGCACGAGCACACCUGAUGGCAUCGAUUUCGUCGCAGGGCACCUGCACAGCAUGCAGCUGCCUUCCGGUACCCAGCGUCGGGCGUCCGGCGCUACAGAAUGGGUAGUUCCCGACUGGUUUCCCUGGGCCGAAACUUUCAACGGCUGCCUGAGGGAUAUAUCCAAGGCCAUCGCAACAUCGUUUCCGUCGUUGCAGCGCUCCAUGACUAUGGAGGAGUUCGCGGAGAUGAACGACGAGCUGGCGAAGAUGCGAGCUCGGCUGAAAGCUGCGCGACAACGUGAACAAGCAGCCAAUGCAGCCUUGGCAGAGCUGGAGCUAGAGAUGGAGGACGAACGGCUGGAGAUGGAAGCGGAGAUGGCGUCCCUGACCCGUCGUGCAGCAGCCUUGGGUCAUGACCCGGAGAAUGACAGGGUAAUCAACAAGGAAGCAUUGACUCGUGCAGUUGGAUCCACCAUUUCAAUCGUGCCUGCCCAGCCUGCCCACUCCGCGAUGCAGCGCGCAUCCCACUUCGGCAGGCGCCAUGCGGCCCGAGCCGGUCUCCUUGCGGCGGCCAUCCUUUGGCUGAGCGCAUGCAGCACGAGCACACCUGAUGGCAUCGAUUUCGUCGCAGGGCACCUGCACAGCAUGCAGCUGCCUUCCGGUACCCAGCGUCGGGCGUCCGGCGCUACAGAAUGGGUAGUUCCCGACUGGUUUCCCUGGGCCGAAACUUUCAACGGCUGCCUGAGGGAUAUAUCCAAGGCCAUCGCAACAUCGUUUCCGUCGUUGCAGCGCUCCAUGACUAUGGAGGAGUUCGCGGAGAUGAACGACGAGCUAGCGAAGAUGCGAGCUCGGCUGAAAGCUGCGCGACAACGUGAACAAGCAGCCAAUGCAGCCUUGGCAGAGCUGGAGCUAGAGAUGGAGGACGAACGGCUGGAGAUGGAAGCGGAGAUGGCGUCCCUGACCCGUCGUGCAGCAGCCUUGGGUCAUGACCCGGAGAAUGACGGGGUAUUCAACAAGGAAGCAUUGACUCGUUCAGUUGGAUCCACCAUUUCAAUCGUGCCUGCCCAGCCUGCCCACUCCGCGAUGCAGCGCGCAUCCCACUUCCGCAGGCGCCAUGCGGCCCGAGCCGGUCUCCUUGCGGCGGCCAUCCUUUGGCUGAGCGCAUGCAGCACGAGCACACCUGAUGGCAUCGAUUUCGUCGCAGGGCACCUGCACAGCAUGCAGCUGCCUUCCGGUACCCAGCGUCGGGCGUCCGGCGCUACAGAAUGGGUAGUUCCCGACUGGUUUCCCUGGGCCGAAACUUUCAACGGCUGCCUGAGGGAUAUAUCCAAGGCCAUCGCAACAUCGUUUCCGUCGUUGCAGCGCUCCAUGACUAUGGAGGAGUUCGCGGAGAUGAACGACGAGCUGGCGAAGAUGCGAGCUCGGCUGAAAGCUGCGCGACAACGUGAACAAGCAGCCAAUGCAGCCUUGGCAGAGCUGGAGCUAGAGAUGGAGGACGAACGGCUGGAGAUGGAAGCGGAGAUGGCGUCCCUGACCCGUCGUGCAGCAGCCUUGGGUCAUGACCCGGAGAAUGACAGGGUAAUCAACAAGGAAGCACUGACUCGUGCAGUUGGAACCACCAUUUCAAUCGUGCCUGCCCAGCCUGCCCACUCCGCGAUGCAGCGCGCAUCCCACUUCGGCAGGCGCCAUGCGGCCCGAGCCGGUCUCCUUGCGGCGGCCAUCCUUUGGCUGAGCGCAUGCAGCACGAGCACACCUGAUGGCAUCGAUUUCGUCGCAGGGCACCUGCACAGCAUGCAGCUGCCUUCCGGUACCCAGCGUCGGGCGUCCGGCGCUACAGAAUGGGUAGUUCCCGACUGGUUUCCCUGGGCCGAAACUUUCAACGGCUGCCUGAGGGAUAUAUCCAAGGCCAUCGCAACAUCGUUUCCGUCGUUGCAGCGCUCCAUGACUAUGGAGGAGUUCGCGGAGAUGAACGACGAGCUGGCGAAGAUGCGAGCUCGGCUGAAAGCUGCGCGACGGCGUGAACAAGCAGCCAAUGCAGCCUUGGCAGAGCUGGAGCUAGAGAUGGAGGACGAACGGCUGGAGAUGGAAGCGGAGAUGGCGUCCCUGACCCGUCGUGCAGCAGCCUUGGGUCAUGACCCGGAGAGGUCAUGCGUCUGCAUGAGCCGUGAUGCCAUGGCAGCGACGGGUCUCAAAGCGCAGGACGGCCACAUCCAGAGGCCCUGGCAAAGUGGAGCGAAGUGCGGCAUGUUCCGUAAACGGUACUAUGCAAGACUUCGAUCUCAGAUUAGCAAUAAUGAGUUGACAGGCAAGAUCCGCCACGCUGCAGCCUUGACGUCAUGGAGGUUGCUUGCUGGCGUGGAUGUGGUGGCAGCCCAGGACCAGCCGAACAGUGCUGAAGGGCCCAUCUCGAGGGCUGCCCUGAAUCUGAAUGCUUGCACGGCCGCCGUGCAGGAUGUGGGCGACGUCGCUAUCUCCUGGAGCAUUCCUGAUGGCAACCGCAGCGAACUCAACCGUCUGAGCCAGGUGAGCUAUGCGCGCAGCAGUGCCGACUUGGCAGAAGGCUCGUCGCUCAAUACGACCGGGAGCAUUUCCGGCCCGUGGCAUGGACGACGAUGGGUGCAAGCCGUGUUGAGGGGCCUCGAGCAGGAUCUGGCUUAUCGGAUCGGGGGCGCGGGCGGCUUUGGACCCAUCGAGACGCGAUUGCCGUCUUGCCACUGGACAGGUCAGUCACCAGGGUCCUCCACGGAGCCGGCCACUGCCAGUGCUGCAGGUCCUUUGCGGUUGGCGGUGCUCGGAGACCUUGGCUUCAGAGACGCUGGUUUCACUGACCAGAUCCUCGCAAGGAUUCAAAACUCGACACCGGAUGCCACGAUUCAGCUGGGUGACUUGACCUGGGAUCUUUCCCAACAGGGGAGUGCGGCUGCCAGCGAUUUCUGGAGCAAGCUCCAGCCGCUUUCGGCGAUCCGGCCUUUCAUGCCUCUGCCGGGAGACAGGGAUCGCCUCGAAGUCUAUCAACGUUUCUUCGAGAUGUCGAACUCCAGCAACCCGUGGUAUACUUUCAGCGUGGGUCCUGCGAGAUUUAUAAUGCUCUGGACUGAUGCUCUCGUCGCUUUGGGCACUACGUCUCCGGAGCCGCAGCGUGCGUCCUUGGCCAAGCAGCAGCUUCAAUGGCUGGAGGAAGUGCUGAAAGAGGCGGAUGGCGUGGAGGCUCGUGGCAAUCAGCCCUGGGUCAUCGUGGCUGGUCACAGGCCGCUCUACUGCUCUCUGGAGAGGCCCACUUGCAGCACCGAGGCUGCCUCUUUGCGCUCCAUCUUGGAGCCACUGCUUGUGAGGUACCGGGUCGACCUUUACCUGGCAUCGCAUGUUCAUGCCUAUGAGAGAACCUUCCGGACGUUGAAUGGCUCGGUGUGCAAGGCCGAUGAGACACCAGACUCCUCUUGUGGGCCGGUAAACAUUGUGAAUGGCGACUCUGGUGAGCCUUCUUUGCAGUACGAAGAUAUGCCAGCUCGCUUCACAGUGAAACGACAUCCGGGCCAGCCCGGCUAUGGUGAGCUAAUUGUGCUGAAUGCCACCGCGAUCGAGUAUCGCCAGCUGGAUGCGACAACAGGGGCCGUCAAUGACCAGUUCAUCAUGUUGAAGAGUUCUUCGGACGAUGCCGAGCUUCAGGAGAACUUUCUGGAAGCUGUCGGCUGGCUGGCCUUCGCUACUGCAUUGGUGACAUUUACUUGUGGGUUCGUGAAGUGGGUACACGCAGAUGGCUUGAAGCGCCGCGACGAGGCUUUGAGGCACCUGCGCACGGAGAUCGCGGUCUUGAGUGGCAUGCCGCUGAAGGUUGCCGGAAGCCCCGUCGAAGCCCAGCAUUUGGUGGGGGACGCAUCCUCUGGGCUUCACUGA